Messenger RNA from Spodoptera littoralis (African cotton leafworm), 4929 nucleotides. The record is from the annotation of a GenBank genome assembly. Lineage: Eukaryota; Metazoa; Arthropoda; Insecta; Lepidoptera; Noctuidae.
AUGGGGAAGGACUUUGACGAAAUACGUAUUGGAAAAAUUGACGACUGUGAUUCAGAUAUUCGUAAAACGGGCCAAGAAAUGGACACCAUAAGACAAAGGACCAUUGCUUACGAAUAUCUGUGUCGAUUAGAAGAAGCUAAAACUUGGAUGGAAGCAUGUUUAAGAGAGAAACUACCACCAGCAACAGAAUUUGAAGAAAAUUUACGCAACGGAGUUUAUUUGGCAAAGUUGGGAAACUUUAUUUCUCCAGACUUGCUUCCUAUGAACAAAAUCUAUGAUAUUGAACAGAAACGGUACAAAAUAAUGGGGCUUCAGUUCAAGCAUACAGAUAAUAUUAAUAAGUUCCUUCAGGUCUUAAAACAGACAGAGCUGCCUAUGACUUUCCAGCCAGAAACAACAGAUAUCUAUGACAAAAAGAACAUGCCAAGAGUUAUAUACUGCAUACAUGCUCUAAGCUCACAUUUAUUUAAACUUGGAAAGGCACCACUCAUCCACGAUGUGUUUGGAAAAGCUAUAUUCACAGAUGAAGAGUUGGAUUCUGUCUCUAAAGAUCUCCAAAAAUGUGAACAUCCACUUCCUUCGUUUCAAAAGAUUGGAGGGAUUUUAUCAAAGAAUAACAGUGGUAAUGAUGGUGCCGCAAUGCAUGAUGCUGUUGUAGAGCUGAACAACCUUCUGGACACAGACAAAUCAAUUACUUCAGCUAUUCUAAAUCCAAAGUUAAAGUUGAAACAUGUUCAAAAUAGACUAAUAGAUGAGUACAAAAAAGCAUUAAAAUCAGCCAAAUAUGAAAAGAUUCAAGCAGCCCUUAAUCAUUCACUUAAUGAUAGCUAUGUACCCGAUGAGUAUGAUGAAUUACUUACUGUAGUCGAAAUACAAGGGCAUAUAACUGCGGUCAACUACAAAUACUUAUGGAAGAAAUUAUGUUCUGCCUCUCAGAAUGGCGAUGUUAACACUUUAGAUAAAAUAUUUAAUGAAAAUUGGGUCAAGACUAAGAAUUACAAUCCCCGUAAUUUGGAUUUCUACUGUGAUGUUGUUAAGGAAAUCAAUGAAUGCAAUAAAGAUGUCGAUGUAGAAAGUAUUACAAAUUGGCAUAAAAUAUUUCAAAAUAUUAUUAUUGAAGGGAAUCAGAAGGCAAUUGAGCACACAGACCAUAAAACAGCUAUCAAUGAAGUGAACAGAGUUUUAGAUGAAGGGACACCUGAUGAUUUAUAUGCUGUCUUAAAUCAUCCACAUUUAGAGUUGAAUUUUAAAGUGAAUAAAUUUGCUGUGCCUCUUUUGUAUGAAGAAAUGAAAUUGGAGAAAUUUGAAUUAGAGAAGAAUUUGAAUGAGAGUGAGAUAGCUGCUUCUGUAUCGUAUUUAUUAGCUAUAGCGUCUAUAUCUGAAGCUGUGGAUAGAGGUGAUGAUAAUGGUGUGUGGAAUGCUCUCAACUCGAAACAGCUGCACCUGGAAGGGCUGCGAACACAUUGCCGCCGACGAUACUUAUCGGCUUUAGCUACAGCCUUGCAAGUGAAGAUCAGAGAACAGUGUGCAUGUCCAUUGCUCACCCUGGACGACAUUAGAGACUCCAUAGAUAUGGUGAACAUGAAAGAUGACGACAAUGAGGAAUUGGUAUCAGUAAUAGAACACGUCAAUAAAGCUGUACUAGAUGAGGACUCUGACACUCUGAUGGUGUUACUAAAACAUUCUUGUUUGAAAUUAGGAGCGCCAUUGCGGAAAGAAGAGAGUCACUUGUAUUUACGCAUGCUGAAAAAGGUCCUUGUUCAAAAAGAAUCCCAAAAUCUUUGGCUUGAAGAUAUUGUACAAGUUGUUCAUGAAGUGAACUCAGAAUCUCAAAAUGUUAAAGAACUUACUGAGUCACUAGUUCAGUUAAAUCUAGCAGUUAUCAAAAAUGAUGUGGAAGAGUUUUGGAAUGCUCUAAGCCACCCUGUUCUUUCUACCUCCGGAAUGCUUGAAAGCUCUUGCAAAGAUGUCUACUUUCAAAUGUUUUAUAAGGCCCUAAAGAAAAAAGGUCACAACAUUUGUCCAUGGAUUGUUUGUCAUACAAAUGCUGGUAAUACAGUGUACAUUGAUGUGGAAUCAUACACAUACUGCUGGUCGACACCCAAAGACUUUGUUCCUUAUGCUCGUUAUUUAACAAGGAAAGAUGUGAACAAUAUAAUCGACAAAACCAACAAACAUCAUGUCAAUAAAUUCAUGCAGAUGGUUAUAGAAAACGCAGUUAUAAAACUUCAAGCCUAUUGCAGAGGAUACUUGCUAAGGAAAGCUCUUUCAGAAAGGCUACAAUUUUUCGAACAAAAUGAGGAAUACAUCGUGAAAAUUCAAGCUUGGUGGAGGAGAGUUGUAGUAGAAAGAAAAUAUGGAACUUUAAUAAAAAUGAAGGCUAUAGAAGCCAAAUUGAAGAGGGAAAGGAAACAAAAUCCGUUGGCGUGGUAUAAAGUACAGGAACCGAAAAUAAUAAAAAUUCAAGCCCUUUGGAGAGGACGUCGCGCACGGGAAGCCUUUACAGCCUUGUUCUACUCCAACAACCCUCCACUAAAAGUUGUUAAAAAAUUCAUACCAAUGUUAGACUUUUCAACUGAAGAUUAUGACAGAGAAAUAGAGUUACAAACACUAAAAUCAGAAGUGGUACAGUCAAUAAGGAAAAAUCAGGAACUGUCGAAACAAUUAGACGAUAUGGACUUGAAAAUUGGUCUUCUCGUUCAGAAUCGCAUUGCUUUGCAAGAAGUAGCUGCCCAUGGACUAAAGCUAAAUAAUUUAGUGAAACACAACUCUAUGACGAAACUUGUAUUAGAAAAGCACCCUGAUGGUAAAGGAACACUGAUGACAGUGUCUACAGCUGUGAAAGGGUUAAAAUCGCUCACCAAAGAAAGUAAAAGACUUUUGGAUGGAUACCAACACCUUUUCUAUGAGUUACAAACGAAUCCCACUUACUUAUCAAAGUUACUAUUCUGUAUACCACAAAACAAGACAAAUUUCUUCUUACAAAAUGUAGUGUUAAGUUUAUACAACUUUGGUGCUUAUGCUAGAGAUGAAUACUUAUUGCUGAAAUUAUUUAGAUUUACACUAGAAGAAGAGAUAAGCUGUAAAGUCGUGAAACCCUUUGAUAUAAUCGCAUCGACGCCAUUAGUACUCAAAAUGGCUGUUAGUUUAUCAAGACAACUGUCUGGAUUAAACAGCCUGCAAACUAUAAUUGGACCAUUAGUGAACAAAAUGCUUCAAGAUAAGAACUUGAACAUCGAAACUGGACCUGUGGAGAUUUACAAAGCUUGGAGGAAUGAAACUGAAAUGAAGACUGGGCAAAUCUCAAAAUUGCCCUACACUGUGAGCCAAGAAGAAGCCUUAACAUACCCAGAAGUAAAAUCCCGACUAGAGAAAGCUCUUACUCAACUCAAAACAAUAGUCACCAUGUUUUUAGAUGAAAUCAUCAAUUCCACAGAACUUUUACCGUUUUGUAUAACUUAUAUGGCGAGAGUGUUACACAGAGCUUUGUCUUCGAAAUUCCCUCAUACGCCAGAUAAAGACAUUCUAAAGGUCAUAGGAAAUCUCGUAUAUUACCAGUUCCUAAAUGCAGCCAUUGUAGCUCCUGACGCAUUUCAUAUCAUCAAUUUACCUAAUGGCACUGGUCUUACGACGGAUCAACGAAAAAAUCUCGCGUCUGUGGCGAAAAUCCUGCACUUUUCUGCUGCUAAGAAAGGCUUUGGAGAGGAAUCAAGUCAUUUACGGUGUCUGAAUCCAUUUAUCGUUGAGUGCCAUGAGAAAAUGAAGGAGUUAUUCCGACGAUGUUGCCGCGGACCUACACUUGAAGAAUACUUUGCAGUUGACGAGUAUACCGAAGCCACUCUAUUACAUCAUCCUCACAUUUAUAUCACAGUGCAGGAAAUCGUGGACACACACGCGCUUCUGAUCGAGUACCAGGACAUAAUAGCUCCCGACCCUCGAGAUAGACUUAACGAGCUGUUAGAUGAUUUGGGGGAUGUGCCCACCGUCGCUCAGCUUGCGUCCAGAGAUGUUGAUACGCAAAUGGGAGAUACUACUGAAGAGAAUGCGAGGUUAGAGGUAUGCCUUGCUCUUACCAAUAAAUUCCAGGCGCCUUCUGAUAAUUUGACUGAUCUAAACAAACUCUUCAUCAAAACGAAGGAGUUAUGCGUGUCUAUUAUUCCAUUUUUAAAUGGCGAGCAUCUUUUAGAAGCUUUAUGUAUUGGUACAACAAGAGAACAGCAGGAACAAUACGCUGGAAGAAUACAAAGACGUAUCUACUCGGGCCAGGCUCGACAAGACGAAGUAAUGACUUUACGGGAACACAUUGCUAAACUCCGCAAAAACUUGCAAAUGCUAGAGGACGAAGGUUACGUCACUCGAGAAGAUGGCUACCAAGCCCUAGUUACUUCUAUUGCACUCGACCUAUGUAACAAAGGCAAAUACAGACAGGCUCAAAGACGAGCUUUGGCAACCUUGACGCGUACAAAACAAAGUUUGCAAGACAAAACCAAAUAUUAUGAAGAAAAAUGCCAUUCUUAUGAUCAGUACAUAAAAUCAUGUCUAGCCAAUCUUCAUACUGGCAAGAAGAGUGUUCAUGCGUGCUUGAGAAGAUCAGGGAAAGACGUCCAAAAAUUAAAAUCGAAAUUAACAGUUAAGUAUUCAGGUGCAAAACUAUUAGAAAGAGGCGUACUUCUAGAAAUCGAUGGACUGUCUCCAUCUCAAUUCAAAAAUGUACAAUUUGACAUCACUCCAACUGAUCAUAACGGAGUGUUUACUAUAAAAGGUAAAUUCAUGGGUGUUGAGAUGGAGUCUAUUGAAGUAGACAUACAAGAUCUGCUUCAAAAACAAUACGAGGGUUGUGCUGUAAUGGAUAUGUUUGGGAAAGCGAAAAUUAACGUUAAUCUUCUAAUAUUUUUGUUAAAUAGUAAGUUUUAUGGUAAGUCGAAUUAA